UAUUCACUGUCGACAAUAUAAAAGCUGCCUAUCUAAUUUCAAACGCUGACAAAAGUUUACAAUAGGACAAACGAAGCAAAACAACAAAUGCCAAACAACGCGCAUGAACAGUGAAUCUGGGUCAACUUGGCGACGCACUUCCAACGCGGAUGCAUACACGAAAAUGAGGUUUUGGCCCAAAAGCAAUUUUUUACUCAAAAUGCAUCUAUUCUCACUCUUUUCAGCCGUGUUAGUAUUAAAUGCAUCAGAUUUUGACAAAUGUGAACUCAAACCCGGACCGUUCAAACCCUUUCGUCUCUUUUUUGCCGCGCACUUCAUUUGACAAAGGUCGCGGAAGGAUUCGAGUGUGCAUUGUUAAAACUACUCACGACAAGUUUCAUAAAGCUUAGUUCUGCUCUUUCCACGGUUAUACAACCAUUCGAAUAAGUGGGAUAGUACCGCACGCAUCGACAUGGGAGGGAGACCGAAGCUUCAUUGUCCCAUAAAUCUUCUUGUUUUACUGUGUCUUGUGCUCAGCUACAUGAGCAGUGCAGAGAAGGUUCUAUUCGUACCGAUGCCUAUGUUGUACAGCCACUGGAUGGUAGAGGCAUCAAUCGGGCAGGCAUUGAUGGACAGAGGUCAUACCGUCACGGUGGUUGUUGAAGAGGACAUCGUGGAGAAACGACGAGCAGAGAGGCCUGACUUUACGUUUGAGACAUUUCAAGACGAAGGAUUUGGAUCACGCCUUCGGGAAUUCCUAGACGACUUUUAUGGAAUGUCGGAACGGAUUUCUGCCAACGACGAACUAAGACUACGCGUACAGAUGACUGAAUGGGCGAAGAAACACUGCGAGCAUCUAUUGGGGAAGGGCGAACAGGAAAAUGAUCUGUUACAGAGAUUGAAACCAGAACAUUACAGUGUUGUUAUUUCUGACCCCGGUUUUAGAUGUGGCACUAUAGUGGCAGCAAACCUCGGGAUCCCCCACGUCACAACCUGUCCAGACGAUGGUACUUUUAUCGACAAAAUGGCCACUGGUGUACCGUUACCUUUGGCAUACGUCCCGUCGAUCGAAUUACAAUUAACUGACCAAAUGACGUUUUUGCAAAGAAUGGAGAAUACUUGCUUUUUCGGUGUUUCCACCAUCUUGAGUAGCUUAUUCUACGCUUACGGGUAUGACGAUCUGGUUCGAAAGUAUUUUAGCGAGAAAGAGACUAUCCAUAGUCUUUUGUCACACACGGACUUGUGGCUGUAUCAGACCGACACGGUGCUGGGUUUCCCCCGUCCCUCCAUGCCCAACAUCGUCCAGGUUGGUGGGCUGACCGUCCGUGCUGGCGUCCCUCUCUCUAAGGACCUGGAGGAUUUCAUGCAGUCGUCUGAAGACGAUGGAGUGAUCGUUGUCAGCUUCGGGUCCAUAGUCCAGACGAUGUCAAAAGAAAGGAGGGAAAUGUUCGCGGCAGUCUUCGCGCAGCUCCGACAGAAGGUGGUGUGGCGGUACCCGGGAGAGAAGCCGGCCGGUCUGGGUACCAACACCAAGCUGAUGUCCUGGCUGCCUCAGAAUGACUUACUGGCUCAUUCCAAGACCCGGGCAUUCGUCAAUCAUGCUGGGUUGAACGGAGUGUACGAGGCCCUGUACCACGGCGUGCCCAUGGUUUGUUUCCCGUUGUUCGGGGACCAUCCUGGAAACGCCGCCCGGGUGGUGGCCAGGGGACUGGGGGUGAGUCUGGACUUCAGCACGGUAACUUCGGACCAGUUGUACCAGGCUGUACUUCAUGUUCUCACCAACAGCAGUUACCGUGAGACGGCAGCCCGCCUGUCCCGUCUGCACCGUGACCAGCCCCAGUCACCCAUGGAGCGGGCCGUCUGGUGGAUAGAACACGUCAUCAAACAUGGCGGACUGCCCCAUCUCCGCGCACGCGCCGUGGAGCUGCCGUGGUACCAGUACUACCUGCUGGACGUGGCUGCGUUCCUGUUGGGCAUCUGUUCAGCUGUUUUGGGGACCCUGUGGCACAGCUGUUCCUUCGUCUGUAGGAAGGUUUGCUGUAAAAGAGACGGCAAACUUAAGUCACAAUAAAAGUUAUGAUAACAUAGUUUUCAGCCUUGUGACCCAAAGGACGUGGAUACCAAUUGAGUGAAAACAUUUACAUUGCGUUUUCGUUCUAACCAUAAUAACACAUAGCUUCAAGACCAAUGAUCUGAUAAUUGUGUAUCAAGGUGAAUUCAUAAUAUCUUUUAGAAGAUAAUAGAUGUGUUAUAAUCAUUAUAUCUAUUUGCAUCAUUAACAAUUUCAAUAUGAUUCCUUUUACUCGCACUAUUAUCGUCAUUAUCAUUAUUAAUACUAUUAUAACUGAACUAACUACUAUCAGAAGUCCAAUUACACUUAUCAUGAUCAUAAUAACCUUGUUAUUACUAUUAUCUUUUUCAUUAUCAUCAUUAAAAGUAGUGUUGUCAUAAUCAUAUUCCUUAUCAUUGUAACACCACAAAUCCUCUGCAGACGGCAAAAAUAGUGAGAUAGGGCGAAAAAAAAGUUAAAAAAAACAAGAUGGCCGAAUUUCCAAAUAAAUGCAGUAAACGUAAAAAAAAUUGAAGCGACGAAACAUGGUAUCACAGCCAACAAGGCAUUCAUUUCUGUAUUCAAGACGUGUACUAGUGUAGUAAAGGUGACACUAGUGUGGUAGACUGGCAUCACUUACCAACAUGGCAACAACACUCAUGGCUUCCAUACUGGGGCAACGUUUACAACUAUCUAGCUAAAUUUUAAGUUUCACCUCUACCUGGCUAGUGUCACUUCUACAAGUACAACCAUUAGCCUACAACACAACAUAUGUACCCAUUUUGGUACUUUCUCGCCAUGUUCACCAUGUUAACCGAAGAAAAAAUAAUGCGCGAAAAUUAAUGCGUGCGUUGAUCUUAUCCAUAAAUUUAACUUGCUGUAGCCUUAGCAUUGGACUGAAAAUGUUACAUAUCCGGUAACAAUGUAAGCUCAGCAUACACACCAAUAUGCGCCUGAGUCCGGAUUGUUAGGUGCUGGGUCCCUGUACACGCCUAAUGGGCCAUGGGCCAUGAAAGAUCAAGACCAAGCAGAUGUUGGGAGGAAAAAAAAUGUUAAGUUUACUUAGCUGCACCUUAACGCUGUUUUGGGGGCAGUUUGUAAGUUGACAUUAAACGGCACAUACUGUAAGAGGAACCCGGUCCUCUGCAUCUGGCUUCAUCUAAC
Branchiostoma floridae (Florida lancelet) is the source of this 3193-nucleotide messenger RNA. Its product is annotated as UDP-glucuronosyltransferase 2C1-like. The coding region runs from base 452 to 2050 and encodes 532 amino acids. The transcript has 4 exons. Gene Ontology annotation, molecular function: UDP-glycosyltransferase activity. Lineage: Eukaryota; Metazoa; Chordata; Leptocardii; Amphioxiformes; Branchiostomatidae. The record is from RefSeq and is a predicted model, not a curated record.